Molecule: messenger RNA, 1455 nt
Organism: Cylindrotheca closterium
Lineage: Eukaryota; Bacillariophyta; Bacillariophyceae; Bacillariales; Bacillariaceae
Source: the annotation of a GenBank genome assembly
AUGAUUUCGGAAAUUAGGAUUCCCGAUGUCAGGCGGGCGCUACAGUUGCUAUUGCUUCCAUCGGGGUUAAAUUUGAGGAAUUUGGUGUGGCAUGGUUUCGUUCCAGAGCUACCCCGACAUUGGUUAUCUGUUGUUGUUGUGCUCGCCAUAAUUCUACAAGAGGACGACCACGUGAAGAUCGAGAACCCUUUGGAUAAGCAUGACUUGGACUUGAAACUUGUAGACGGCUUCGAGUCAGUAUUCUUGUAUGAUAUAGACGUAACAAGGACAACGGAGGCAGUCCUGGAUUGGCUGCCAAAGACACACCAUGCUUUGUGGUAUCUUGCCAUCGAUUGGUACAAAGCAAAGACAAAACCCGUUUCUACGAUGGCAAUUCUCAUUGUUCUGUUGGAGAGUGGCUUAAGGCAAAUUUGGUGCCGCUGCAAUGAGAAACCCGAUCUAAUUGCCGUACCUACAGAAUACUUUGUAACUCUCGACGGGUUUGGUCAGCGAAAAAAACAGCACAACAUUCUCCUCCACCCCUAUUUGUUAGACAACGGAAGCAGAAACAAGUUGAUUGAGUUUCUUCCUGGCUCAUCCACAGCCUUGAUUACUGAUUUGUUCUGUUCGCCCGGUGGACCUAAUAUUCGGGGAUUAGUUUCUCACGGUAGCUAUGAUGCUAACCUCUUGGAGGAGUGGGAAAGACAUAACGAUUGUGAUGGGACAUCCGAAAAUCUAUGGCAGACGACUCAUACUGUUCUGGUUGGAUUGCAUUUAGCAGCUUCUAGGGAGGGGAUUGAUUAUCAACCUGUGUUUUCCAAUUCGGCAGUCUCGGAGCAACUUUUGAAUCAAGCGCAAGUUCAACUACGAGAGCUUCGAGAUCUGCAGGUGGACUGUCAGAAAUAUGCGUCCGUUGCUACACGCUCUAUUGGUGAUACCAAAACUAUAGACGUGGUGCCUGAAAGCUUUGCGGCUUUUCGCCUACUACCCCAACGCAGAAGUUGGACUGCAGAUGAUGUCUUUUUUGAACAUCAAUCAAACGUAAAGCUAGCAAAUGUUGGUGCGGCUCAAAUGUUGCUACGAGAUGUUGAGAUUGCUACCGCUACUCACAAAAGAGAAUUACAAGAGGCGCUCAAUAGUUUGGAAGAAUCAAAGGAUGUAGGCAAACGAAAGCAAAAGAGGAACUUGCGCAUAGUUGAAUCAACUCAUGCUGCAUACUCACUCUAUCGAUUUGGAAUGUGCGUUGCAUUUCUGCACCUAAAGGAACAGUUGACAGAAGGCGACAAAACAGUUGAAUCAGUUUCAAUGAGGGCCGUCGAACGUGCAAGAAUGGUGAUAUCGACGUUUGAUACUUUCCUUCAUUCGAACACGGAGAGAGCAAUGAAGAGUUUGAGAGAGUACAAUACGGCGAAUAAAACGAGAGAGAUCGCCGGCGUAAUCUGUCAUCAGAUCUUUCAGGAGGAUGCUAAUGUAUAA